Molecule: messenger RNA, 1014 nt
Organism: Fraxinus pennsylvanica
Lineage: Eukaryota; Viridiplantae; Streptophyta; Magnoliopsida; Lamiales; Oleaceae
Source: the annotation of a GenBank genome assembly
AUGGGAAAAAUUAAGAUAGGAAUCAACGGGUUUGGAAGAAUUGGGCGAUUAGUGGCGAGAGUAGCAUUGCACAGUGAUGAUGUUGAACUCGUUGCUGUGAACGAUCCGUUUAUUACCGCUGAAUACAUGACAUACAUGUUCAAAUACGACAGCGUUCAUGGACAAUGGAAAAAGCAUGAGCUCAAAGUUAAGGAUUCUAAGACCAUUCUCUUCGGUGACAAGCCAGUCACUGUCUUUGGUGUUAGGAACCCAGAGGAGAUUCCCUGGGGCGAGGCUGGAGCCGACUAUGUUAUUGAGUCCACUGGAGUUUUCACUGACAAUGAAAAAGCUGCUGCUCACUUGAAGGGAGGUGCAAAGAAAGUAGUUAUUUCCGCCCCAAGCAAGGACGCUCCCAUGUUUGUUGUUGGUGUUAAUGAGAAGGAUUACAAGCCGGACAUUAACAUUGUUUCUAAUGCUAGUUGCACAACCAAUUGUCUUGCUCCUUUGGCAAAGGUUCUUAAUGACAAGUUCGGUAUUGUUGAGGGUCUCAUGACAACUGUCCACUCUAUUACUGCAACUCAGAAGACUGUUGAUGGUCCAUCAAUGAAGGACUGGAGAGGAGGUAGAGCUGCUUCAUUCAACAUCAUUCCUAGUAGUACCGGAGCUGCUAAGGCUGUUGGGAAAGUACUUCCCUCUCUGAACGGAAAGCUUACUGGAAUGGCUUUCCGUGUUCCAACUGUUGACGUCUCAGUUGUUGAUCUCACUGCGAGGAUUGACAAGGCAGCAUCAUAUGAUGAAAUUAAAGCUGCUAUUAAAGCUGAGUCUGAGGGUAAAUUAAAAGGGAUCCUUGGUUACACUGAAGAUGAUGUCGUAUCAACCGACUUUGUAGGCGAUAGCAGGUCAAGCAUUUUCGAUGCCAAGGCAGGAAUUGCUCUAAAUGGAAACUUUGUGAAGGUUGUCUCUUGGUACGACAAUGAAUGGGGUUACAGUAACCGUGUUAUCGACUUGGUUCGUCACAUGGCAUCCGUUGCUUGA